This is a messenger RNA of Periophthalmus magnuspinnatus, 1296 nucleotides long. RefSeq lists its product as uncharacterized. The coding region runs from base 313 to 1146 and encodes 277 amino acids. The transcript has 3 exons. The record is from RefSeq and is a predicted model, not a curated record. NCBI's taxonomy places the organism in Eukaryota, Metazoa, Chordata, Actinopteri, Gobiiformes, Gobiidae.
UUAACUGCUCUGGACUUCAGCCUCAUUCAUAGCAUGUGUGAUUGAAGCGAUGGAGAAAUACAGUGCUUUCACUCAGCUCCUAUCGGUGCAUUUACAUGAUUUAUCAGGAAGAGGCUCAGAUAAGCACUUGAUUGUGUCUGCCUGUGUCGUGAACCUGAGUCUGAAGUUCAGCUGUGACGAGACACCACACAAUCACACACAAACUAUCAGUCAUUUCACUCAGCGCCUUCUCGUACAUUAUACACAGUGGAGACAAGGCAUUCUUCUACAGAGAGAUUCCUGAUACAUGUGGCCCCAUACCAGAGUAAAAACAUGAAAUCCUUGUGGUUGGUGGCAGUCCUGCAGUUAAUGCUUUAUGUAAAUGGAGUCGAUAUGGAGCAUCUCAAAGCAGACAACCUGAAAAUACUUGCUGCAGAAAAACACAAUCAGGUCUUGAACCAGGGCAUGAAAGUGUUGCCUAGAGACUGCCAUGAGAUGCUCCUGACGUCUUCGGGGCUGGCCAGAGAUGGAGUGUACCUCAUUCAGCCCGGGGACGCUCCCAUUGUGGUCUACUGUGCCAUGCAGGAGGGGGGAUGGACAGUUGUGCAGCACAUCACUGUAAAUAGCAGUGUAAACUUCGACUGCACAUGGGCUGAGUAUAAGCACGGGUUUGGGGAUGUCACUGGGGAUCACUGGCUGGGGAAUGAAUAUCUCCACCAACUGACACGAGGCCCUGGGCGAUACAAAUUAGGAGUGAAGUUGGUGGACAAAGACGCUAUUACCAAAAUGGGAGAGUAUGACCCAGUUUUGGUGGAGGAUGAAGCUGCGGGAUUUCGACUGAGGCUGGGUUUGUUCCAGGGGACAGCUGUGGAUGCGCUGACCCUGGACACAGAAAACUAUCUCCAUGACAACCAGAGAUUCACCACUAAAGACAGGGACAAUGACAACUACUUCCAGAACUGUGCCAAGCUGGAGUUUCAGGGCAUAGCAGGAGGGGGCUGGUGGUAUGAUGCUUGUGCAGGAGCAAAUCUCAACCGAAGAAAUGUAAUCUACUGGCAGAAGGACUGUAACAAGGAACGUCUGUGCAAGUACGCCUGGAUGAUGGUGAAGCCCUCAGACACAUUCAAAGUGGUGCAGAGUGCAGACUGCAGGAAGGAUGAGCUGUGAGGAUACAAAAUUACGAGUGCUGCUGGCUUCAAGUCAUGAGUGAUUGAAAUACGCCUGCUUAACUUUGGAUUAAUGCAAUUCUGUCAAACAUUUUUACUUUCAUAAAAAUAUUGAACACUGAAAAUAAAAUCAUAUCUGAAGGAACAACAA